Molecule: messenger RNA, 3521 nt
Organism: Misgurnus anguillicaudatus (oriental weatherfish)
Lineage: Eukaryota; Metazoa; Chordata; Actinopteri; Cypriniformes; Cobitidae
Product: immunoglobulin superfamily DCC subclass member 3
Biological process (GO): cell-cell adhesion
Molecular function (GO): protein binding
Source: RefSeq, a predicted model, not a curated record
GACGCUGAUGUUUAUGAGUGAACUCUCCUGUGGUGCUCCGAUAAAGUCAUAUUUUUGCUCAUAUAAAAUCAGCGCACUUCCGUUUAACGAUUGGUUCAUUAGAGACCCACCUGUCUUUCACUGUCGAGAGCGCGCACGCGUCGGGAGCGAGCUCUUGUAGUGUCCGCGCGUGUAUGAAUAAUAAAUGAGCCCUGCGCUGUCCGCUGGUGCUGAAGCUGAACACCGGACAGUCACAUUCAUUCUCACUGUGAACGUGGACGUGACCAGCAGCGUCCAGCUGGAUUAAAAGCGUGGAUGUGUUGAAGAUGUUAUGAUAAGUUUUAAUUCGGGGAGGAAAAUAACAAGUUAUACGUUUACUUUCCACUUAAUAUUCGUCUUAAACUCGUUUCAUAGACCAAAGAAGUAGAAGCUGUUUGCAGUUUCUGACAGGAUUUACAGAAGAAAAUGAAGCCGCGGAUUGUACUGACCUUCCUGACGUUCAUCUGUUGUGUCUUAGGUAUGUGUAAUGGUUCUGAGCUGGCUUUCAUUACGGAACCCAGCGAUGUGAUCGCGGUACGGGACAGACCUCUUAUGCUGGACUGCAGUGUGGAAGGAGAGAGUCCCAUCACAAUCACGUGGCAUAGGAACGGAGCGCCACUGCGUACAGAGUUGGGCAGUCGGGCAAAGGUCCUGUCCAACGGCACGCUCCUGAUCCGCAGUUUCCAGAAGAGGCGAGAUGGAGACGCCACAGAUGCUGGAGAAUAUUACUGCGCUGCACAGAAUCACUAUGGCAUGCUGGUCAGCCGGAAAGCUCGAGUGCAGCUUGCAUCUCUUCCAAAAUUCCAUACUCAUCCAGAGUCCAUGUCGGUAGAUGAGAGAGGGGUCGCACGUUUCCAGUGCCAGGUCAGCGGGAUACCCGAAGCCAACAUCACUUGGGAGAAAGAUCGUGCCGCACUUGGAACAUCUGAUGAAAGGUACACGCUUCUCCCGAUGGGAAUUCUGCAGAUUACAGGAGUGAAGAAAGCAGACGUGGGCUUUUAUCGCUGUGUAGCCACCAAUAUAGCCAACACACGUUAUAGCCACGAAGCGUACCUCAACGUAACCGGAGAGGGCUCUCGCACCUACAAGGAACCGUUUAUUCUGUCCGGCCCUCAGAACCUCACCAUCACCGUCCAUCAGACGGCCAUCCUGGAGUGUAUUGCCACCGGAAACCCUCGACCCAUCGUGUCUUGGAGUCGACUUGAUGGCAGAUCGAUCGGAGUGGAGGGCAUACAGGUGCUUGGCACAGGUAACCUGAUGAUCUCGGAUGUCUCACUUCAACAUUCCGGAGUCUAUGUGUGUGCUGCCAACCGGCCUGGUACCAGGAUGAGGCGUACUGCAUUGGGCAGGCUUGUAGUGCAAGCUCCUCCUGAGUUCAUCCAGUGGCCGCAGUCUGUGUCUAAGCCAGCAGGGGGCAGUGCUGUGUUCACUUGUGUUGCUCAGGGAGUUCCUGAACCUCACAUCAUUUGGCUUAAGAAUGGAAAGAUACUCACACCUGGAGAUAAUGUCAAACUCACUAACAAUAACAGCACCCUAGCAGUGACUCGCAUCACAUCCGAAGAUGAGGCGAUUUAUCAGUGCAUCGCUGAAAACACGGCCGGCACUAACCAGGCCAGCGCUCGCCUAGCUGUCUCCCCUGCCAAAGAUCUGCCAGAUCCCCCUCAGGGUCUAAAAGCUACGGCUCUGUCUAAAACCACCCUACAGCUCUCCUGGACUCAACCGCCCGCUGAAGUCACCGACUCCAUCAUCGGAUAUGUGCUGCACAUCCGCAAAUAUGGCGAGCCUGAUAGUAAAGAGUUACAGGAAGCGGUGAUUAAAACUACAUUUCAGCACGACCUCACAAAUCUUGAACCUGCCACCACUUACUCCAUCUACUUGAAGGCUUAUUCUCCUCUGGGUGCCAGUGAACAGUCCAGCAUUGUUGUGGCCACAACACUAGGGGGCGUUCCCAGUCCACCUACAUUCUUCACCAAAGCGAUAAAUACCACAGCAGUCCAGGUCUUGUGGGAGCUGCCAAAUAAGCCUGGCAAAACCGAGGGUUUCCGACUGACCUACCGCAGAGUCCCCAACGGAGUGAUGCAGGGGCCAGUUCAGUUGCCCUGCAAUGUCAACGCACACACCAUUUCUCAUCUUGACAACGGGGCUGUGUAUGAAGUCAAACUGGUGGCUUACAAUGGCAAUGGAGAGAGCGACUGUUCAAAGAAACUGGUUUCACUGGCUGAAGAUGGAGCUACUAGUGCUAAAAACAGUGCAGGGGAGGAGUCCCAAUGUGACUGCAGGGGCGUGGAGAGUUCCCUGAGCAGCAUUGUUAUAGGCAUCCACAUUGGCUUGGCUUGCAUCAUUUUCUGUGUGCUUUUCCUCAUGUUCGGAUAUCGCCGCAGUUUUCUCUGCAGUAAGGGGACACAGGACAGCUGGUCUGUCCCACAGGGUGGAGACGGACACCACACUCAAAGCAAUAACAUCCCUAAAGAGGCAGUAACACGGCCUGCUCAAGGCAUUGAAUUAGUGCCACAGGGUCAUAAUGCAGAUCGCCAGGCCCAAUGCCAGGUUCUUAUAGAGCAGCACUCCAAUCUGCCAGGCACAGGCACUGGCUAACACCUUACCCUUCAUCCUAGAGAUCAAGAUCCCUGUGGUUCCUCUGCCUGGCCUGCCCACCAAAGUCCCCUUUAAUCCCAUUCAUAUCUGCCCUUUCAACAAAUCUGCUGCUAGUGUUUAGGGGUGUUAUUGAUCCUGUCUCAUCCACAUUAAAAAGCCGGGUCCCUUAAUAUUUGUACGCCAAUGCACCAAAUGAUAGCCUUAUGAGAGACAGUACACCAUUUCAGUUGAUGCCAAAACCUUUAUGUUUUAAUACCAAAGGACUUUCUGCUAAAACCAAAACUUUCCCUUUGCAACGUGUCCUUUGGUAAUGAAAUGUAGCCAUACUGAUAAUCCAAUCCAUUUACAGUUCUGUUAAAAAAAACUCCAAAGCAAGAUUUAGUGAACUACAUGAACAAUGCUGACCCAAAACAUCUUUUCAGUUGAAAUGACUGGAGGGAACAGAGGUCUGUUCCCUUUAUUAGCCUUAGCUCGGAAAUGCCAAGAUAAAUGACGUGGCCUUGCUUGUGCGUUUCGCGUUUGGUUGUGCGAAUUCAAGUAAAUAGAUUGUUAUAUGUUUCACCGUGCAUGCCUAGAGGCAGGACAGCCCAGGGGAACCAUAAAGGUGACUGAUACUUCCCACCUUCCUGUUUCCUAUCCCUUAAUACUCACCAAAAGCUGUGUACGUCCAAAGAUAGCUACCUCAGAAUGUUACGCCGUGGCCAACAUAUCAGCUUUCUGCUGAUAAAGCACGCCUACCUCAGCCAAAAAGAUUUACAGAUACCUUCUGCUCGUCCCAGUGCCUGUGCCAGCUGCCUCCAGAACCUGCAUUCGGGUACCCGUCUGGUCGACUGCCAUGGAGAGUGUGACCAAGGCUUGGAUAAUUGCUGCCCAUCCUCUGGCCAAAAAAUAUUGCCUUAGCAGACAAA